This is a messenger RNA of Ornithodoros turicata, 2843 nucleotides long. It is a transcript of the gene mus301, whose product is annotated as helicase POLQ-like. The record is from RefSeq and is a predicted model, not a curated record. Bases 209 to 2818 code for a protein of 869 amino acids. The transcript has 18 exons. Lineage: Eukaryota; Metazoa; Arthropoda; Arachnida; Ixodida; Argasidae. Gene Ontology annotation, molecular function: nucleic acid binding; ATP binding.
UGUUUGUUUCACCGGCGCGCGUUUCGUCUGGUUGCUUUCUGUUUUCAGUUACUUACUUUUAUAAUCAUGUUUUGACAAGUUAUUGGCCUUUAUCAGUGUUGUACCCCAUGAUGCGUUUUUGCGAUUGCGUCUCUGCAUCGGUUGACACGUUGUUUCGUCGAUUCCUCAUCUAGUUAUGUGAUUGUAUCUCUUUUUGGUUAUAUGGAUCAUGGAUGACCAAUUUGACAGUUCAUUCGGUGUUUGUAAUCACGACGAUUCCUUUAUGAGGGAAACCUCCGAACUCAUGGACAAAGUGGAGAAGAAAUUACCACAAUAUAAACCACCACGGAAAGUUGUAAAGCUGUCACCACCAAAAUGUGCCCUAAACACCAGUAUCAUGGAAACUAGUUUCCUUACUCCUCUUAUGUCUUCACCAUUGUCACAUUCCCUAAUUGAUCAAGUGAAAGAGAAACUCAAAGAAAAUACCCGCCGGUCUCUCAACCUGUCGCUUACUCCUCACCAAGUGGAAGAGGCACAGAAUGACGCUUCAUUCUUUGGCCUUCCUGCGAUUGUGAAGCACCUACUCAACGUGCACCGUGGAAUUUCAGAGUUGUACGAAUGGCAGAAGGAAUGUCUGAGCCUUCCAGCUCUCAAUGAAAGAAAGAACCUCAUCUAUUCGCUUCCCACGAGCGGUGGGAAGACGCUUGUAGCCGAAAUUCUGGCAUUCAAAGAAAUCAUCUGUAACCAGAAGAAUGUGUUGUUUGUUCUACCCUAUGUUUCAAUUGUGCAAGAAAAGGUACGGGGCCUUUCCGGCUUCGGAGUCGACUUGGGCUUCCUGGUCGAAGAGUACGCCGGUAGCAGGGGCCAGAUCCCACCGACAAAACGUCGUCGCCGUUGUGCGGUUUACAUUGCUACAAUAGAGAAGGCGCAUUUUCUCGUGAACUCCUUAAUUGAACUGAAGCGCCUCGAUGAGAUUGGCCUCGUAAUUGUUGACGAGUUACACAUGCUUGGUGAUGGAAGCAGUCGAGGUGCAACGCUGGAAACAGCUUUGGUGAAGAUCAAACGACUCUCUCACGCACACAUCAUUGGCAUGAGUGCCACACUAGGAAACAUGAGUGACCUGAAGAACUUCCUAGACGCAGAUGAUUUUGUAGGCUCUUUCAGGCCAGUGGAGCUGAAGGAGUAUGUCAAGUUGGAGCGCACAAUUUUUGAAUUUGCCCCCAAGGAGGAGAAGCCAAUCAGGCCAGUGAGAAAGCUUUCUUGCGAUGACAGUAACGCACAAAUGAAGCAACAGGAUCCAGAGCUACUGACUGUGCUGGUGAGAGAGGUCAUCCCAAAAAAUUCUUGCCUCGUGUUCUGUCCCACAAAGAAAAACUGCGAAAAUGUGGCCCUCCUGCUCACAAAAUUUCUUCCAUGUGAAUUGAAAGAACACAAGAAAGCGGAAAAGCUCGCUCUUCUACGUGCACUGGAAACGGAAACUGGCCACGUCUGCUCGGUGUUACGAAAGACCAUCCCGUCCAGUGUGGCUUACCACCACAGUGGGCUUACGACGGAAGAGAGGAGGCUUGUGGAAGAGGCGUACUCUCUCGGGGUGCUGUCAUGUCUGGCCUGCACUUCGACCCUGGCUGCGGGUGUCAAUUUGCCCGCAAAAAGGGUGAUACUCAAGUCUCCAUACACUGGCACAGAGUUCCUAACCCGAAGCGUUUACCAGCAAAUGGUAGGGCGAGCAGGCAGAGCAGGCAUCGACUCCUCAGGGGAAAGCAUUCUCAUCAUCAGAAAAGGGGAGGAAGAUAAGGUAUUGCAGCUCCUGCAGUCCCCAGUGGGUAGUUGCCAAAGUGGCCUGCUCAAAGAUGAAGGACGGGGCCUCGACGUUUUGCUCCUAAGUCUCGUGGGACUUAAGAUCGCUGAAAGUAUAGCUGAUGUCGAAAGCUUUGUGAGUGGCACGCUGAUGGCGCUGCAGCUGAAGGAACAAGACAAAGAUAUCGCAGACGUCGUCCAGGAGUCCGUGAAUCGGUUGUGCUCUGCGGGACUCCUUCAGUGUACGAAAGCGGGCCAACUGCAGUCAACGUCGUUGGGACGAGGCUGCUUUAGAGGUUGUAUGGAGCCGGCAAUGGCCGUUCCCGUUUACGAAGACCUCAAGGUCGCCUUGCGUCAUCUUGCUCUCCAGUGCCACCUGCACCUUCUGUACCUGAUCACACCGAGGAAAUUGAGCGUCGGAUCGCUCGACCCUCCCAGCUACUAUAGGAUUUAUACGGCACUGAACAAAGAAGAGUUGCAGGUUGCAGAAGCUGUGGGAGUCACAGAGUGCUUAGUCACGCGACUGGCAUCAGGGCGUCUCCUUAAGGCGGAAGAAACAUCGCUGCUCAGCCGUUUCUACCUGACGAUGCAGCUGAAUGACCUCUGGAACCAACAGAGCAUAUGGAAGGUCGCGGAGCGGUUCAACGAGCAGCGCGGAAACGUUCAGACACUGCUCGUUUCGGCUGCUGCAUCCGCGUCUGCAAUACAUCACUUCUGCGAGGAGUUUCCAGAAUUCUGGGCGUACAGAGACCUGAUGCCGAGCUUUGUACAACGCCUGUCUCAUUGUGUCACAGCUGAACUCAUUCCCCUCAUGGAGCUGCCUUCGGUGAAGAGGGGCCGUGCAAGGCAGCUGUACCAAGCAGGCUUCAAAACUUUAGUACUCAUUGCUAGAGCAGAAGCGAAAGACCUGGUCGACAAGAUAGACCACAUGCCAAGGAAAGUUGCUAGUCAAAUCAUCUCUGCAGCAAAGCUCAUUCUACUCAAGAAGGCGGAGGACCUACAAGAGGAAGCGGAAGACAUGGUGGAAGGGCUGGCCACAUAGAUAGAAUACAGGCACGUAGGCAGGA